Messenger RNA from Stylonychia lemnae, 618 nucleotides. NCBI's taxonomy places the organism in Eukaryota, Ciliophora, Spirotrichea, Sporadotrichida, Oxytrichidae. The record is from the annotation of a GenBank genome assembly.
AUGAUCGCUACACAUAAGUAACCAAUAGUUUAUCAAAUAUCCAACGUCGCUGCUACUUUUGCGCAUUCAGCAGCUUUACUAUUUAACAUUCAAAUGAUCUUGACAACAGAGACAUAUCUAGAGAAGACACUCAACGUUCUCCAAAUAUUUAUCGGCUCGCUCCAAAUAAUGAUUAGUCUCUAUAACUACAACUUCCAGAAAAGAGUCAGGAAGCUUUCACAAGAAAGAGCUUCCCUUAUUCUUAACUAUCUUAUCAAAAUGAGCGUAAUCAUAUUAAUCGGGUUUGCAGCCAUUGGAUUGAGCAUAUCGCAUCUUAUUUCAAAAGAUUAAGACUCAAGCAGCACUGCCAACUACAUGUCUUUACUGUUGAUUGUCGUAGUCUUUGAUUUACUAAGUGCAGGUUUACUGGUAAAUUAAAGAGUGAAGAUCAGCAGAAGACUUAACAAAUUCUCCAAACUUUCUCCUUCAAUUGACGAAAUGGAGCUCUAUGCUGAGGUAGCUUAAAGCCUAUACCAAGAGGAAAUAGAGCAUUAGAAGCUAUCACCACUAAAAAGCAAGGGUAGUAGCAAGAUUGAAUUAAAUACUUAGAUCAUUCUCACUUUAAACUAUGGUGGAUGA